This is a messenger RNA of Sinocyclocheilus grahami, 900 nucleotides long. RefSeq names its product acetyl-coenzyme A transporter 1-like. Gene Ontology annotation, molecular function: acetyl-CoA transmembrane transporter activity. Gene Ontology annotation, biological process: acetyl-CoA transmembrane transport. Gene Ontology annotation, cellular component: membrane. The record is from RefSeq and is a predicted model, not a curated record. The annotation marks the transcript as partial. Lineage: Eukaryota; Metazoa; Chordata; Actinopteri; Cypriniformes; Cyprinidae. The transcript has 3 exons.
CGUCUGCUGAAGCAUUCGGACACAUUUUACUGACGCACCGCUCCGGCUUCCUUCUCAUUUUAGCAGUCAGGUGUACUAACUGUGGUUCCCGGCGGAUUGAAAAACUAGUGCAAGGUGUUUUGAGGACAUAUCUGGAUUGAUGCCCGGCAGGUUAAGAUGGAACUGUCUGAAUCUGUUACACACAAGAACGGGAGGCUGCGGAAGCCUGUGGUGUCCAACUCUGAUAUGGGUGAAAGAGAAUCCAAGCUAGAAGUGGAGUGUGACGAGGAGACUCUUCUACCAAACUCAGUCAGGGCUGAUGGACAGGCGAAAGCGUGUCACGGGAUCAAAGGAGAACUAGGCAAUGUGGCCCUGUUAUUGUUUUUGUAUGUGCUUCAGGGCAUUCCCUUAGGCUUGGCCGGGAGCAUCCCUCUCAUCAUGCAGAGUAAGAACGUUAGCUACAAGGACCAGGCCUAUUUUAGCUUCGUCUUUUGGCCCUUCAGUCUAAAGCUGUUCUGGGCUCCCCUGGUGGACUCGCUGUACCUGCGGCAGUUUGGCAGGAGGAAGUCGUGGCUGGUGCCCACUCAGUACCUGCUGGGUCUUUUUAUGCUUUACCUGUCAGUCACGGUUGAUGCAAUGCUUCAGACAGAUGGACAGAGUGGGCCAGAUGUGAUCGCACUGACAGCAGUCUUCUUCGUGCUGGCUUUCCUCGCAGCCACGCAAGAUAUUGCCGUUGAUGGCUGGGCUUUGACUAUGCUGUCCAGGGAGAAUGUGGGUUAUGCUUCCACUUGUAACUCUGUGGGUCAGACGGCUGGAUACUUCCUAGGAAAUGUGUUGUUUCUGGCUCUGGAGUCUGCUGAUUUCUGCAACAAGUAUCUGAGGUUUGAGCCUCAGGAACGGGGCAUUGUAACACUCUCAGGU